GAGGUAGCUAUAGUUUGAUACUCGUAUGCUGCUUGGAGAGGUGACGCGUGGAAUAUGCAAAGGUCGAUACUAAAAAUCUCAUUUUGAUGCGAUAACUAGUGUUACGAAUUCAAUACUAUUCACAUUUCAACUAUUCAGAUUCUAUUCGUUCUGUCUUGACGGUUGUCAAAAAAACAAAAAAUAAAUAUUUAUAUGGUCGUCCUAUCCUAUGUCAUUUACUAUUAUAAAGUAGACUUAAGCGUACAUAAUGUUCUUGAAAUAACUUAGGUAAAGAUGUCAACAUGGAUGGGAGUCUCUGCUUGUGCAGACGGUCCUUCCUAACAUGUGCAAAAAGUAUUAGACCAUUCAUGUGAAUGAAUUUUCUUAACAAGGAUUGAGAGAAAAUAGUCCAUACCCGAAAAUCAUAAAUGAAUAAACAGACAACCUAUAUCAUUAAUUACGAAGGCCUAAUCACAUCUCUUUACUUCUGGUACGUAAUACCAAAUUUGGAAAAAAAAAUGAUUAAAAUAGAGAAAAAGAGUCACCUAAAAUUGAGACUGGUGACGUCAUAUAAUCACAUGAUUAUAUUGAAUGCUUGAGCGACUGUUUUGUCGUUUAUGACUUUAAACACUUAACAUUAUAAAAGACAAAGACAAAGAUCUCUCUAUCCUUAAACACCAAAAAAAAAAGAUGGACAAGACUGAUCAAACCGCCAUUGACGAAUCAGCUUUAGUGCUUAAUCGCACUGAGAAAUCGGCAGAGGCGGUCCUGCGAGUAGCAUCAAUGGCUCUAAGUAUUACGGGUCUCGUCAUCAUGAUCAAGAACUCUAUCUCCAACGAAUUUGGCUCUGUUUCUUACUCAAAUAUUGGAGCUUUCAUGUAUUUGGUGAGUGCUAAUGGCGUUUGUGCUGCUUAUUCUCUUCUCUCGGCUCUCGCAAUAUUAGCGCUUCCGUGUCCAAUAAGCAAGGUCCAAGUCAGGACAUUGUUCUUGCUUGACCAGGUGGUCACAUACGUGGUUCUAGCGGCUGGGGCUGUAUCUGCAGAGACGGUUUACUUAGCAUACUAUGGAAACAUACCCAUUACUUGGAGCUCUGCUUGUGACUCCUAUGGAUCCUUCUGUCAUAAUGCAUUGAUUUCGGUUGUUUUCACAUUCGUUGUCUCCCUUCUCUACAUGUUGCUCUCGCUUAUCUCUUCCUAUCGACUCUUCACCAGAUUUGAAGCACCCUAAACGAAAUCAAAGAACACAAAGAAAACAAAGGCAACAAGCGUGACAGAGGAAUAAAGAUAUAUGUCCUAUUUGGUUAAAGUGAGUAAUUGAAUAUUAAGGUUUUUCGCUAAUUACAUUUUUGUCUUAUAAAAAAAAAACGCAUUUUCUUUCAGAAAUUAUAUCAUAUUAAAGUUCGCUAUUGUUUCGUAGUCGAGAUUAUAACGCGAAACAUGAUUUUAUAAUU
Arabidopsis thaliana (thale cress) is the source of this 1429-nucleotide messenger RNA. RefSeq lists its product as uncharacterized. The transcript is spliced from 2 exons. The coding region runs from base 670 to 1206 and encodes 178 amino acids. Lineage: Eukaryota; Viridiplantae; Streptophyta; Magnoliopsida; Brassicales; Brassicaceae. Gene Ontology annotation, cellular component: plasma membrane. The record is from RefSeq and is marked reviewed.